Messenger RNA from Dicrocoelium dendriticum, 501 nucleotides. Lineage: Eukaryota; Metazoa; Platyhelminthes; Trematoda; Plagiorchiida; Dicrocoeliidae. The record is from the annotation of a GenBank genome assembly.
AUGCCCCAAAUGGAAGAAACAUCUUCCAGUCUACACAUCAUCAGACCGAUUUCAUUGAUAAAUCUCCGUUUGAGUUACAGGCAACUCCCCAUCGCAGAACAAGACCGGCAUAAAACAGCUUUCAGUGUGAACGGCCAACGGUACGAAUUGUUGGGAAGGCAGUUUAGAUUGUGCGACGCCCCUGCGACAUUCAGAAGCCUACUGCUAAUGGUCCUAAAGAGACUCCAAGCGGUGGUUGUCUAUGGGGAUGACAUAAUUAUUUUCUCGGAGACGGACCAUGAACAUUUUAGCCCACUCGUAGCCGUCCUACAACGCCUGGAGGAAGUCGGUCUGAAGCUUAGUCACGAAAUGUCACAGAUUUUUCAAAAAGUUAUUAUGUGUUUGGAUCACAUUGUGGGGAAUGAUCAACUUCAGCCGCUUCCAGAGAAAAGCAAAGCAAAUCAAGAAUUCCACAGCCCCGAAAUCGAAACGUCAGAUCCAGUUAUUCCUUGGAGUGGUAGC